Molecule: messenger RNA, 8170 nt
Organism: Pteropus alecto (black flying fox)
Lineage: Eukaryota; Metazoa; Chordata; Mammalia; Chiroptera; Pteropodidae
Gene: ARAP1
Product: ArfGAP with RhoGAP domain, ankyrin repeat and PH domain 1
Exons: 31
Coding region: 321-4439 (1372 amino acids)
Biological process (GO): positive regulation of GTPase activity; signal transduction
Cellular component (GO): trans-Golgi network; plasma membrane; cytoplasmic vesicle
Molecular function (GO): protein binding; phosphatidylinositol-3,4,5-trisphosphate binding; GTPase activator activity
Source: RefSeq, a predicted model, not a curated record
CCCGCCCUGCCCUGCUUGGGGCGUCACGUGAGGCGGGCGGAAGCGCCCGGCGGGGUGGGCGCGCCGGACUCGAGGCUGCGACUUAGCUGCGGCGUUGCGAGUCUGAGAGUGUGCAGCGCCGGAACUCCGGCUCCCCGCGUGGAGUCUUCGCUCAGACCAGCUUCCACCUCAGGCCAAGAUGAGGAGCUGUUCAAAGUAGUUGCUGCCUCUGGGAGGACCAGCUUCCUGGGCAGCCCAGCAGGGUAAAUAUCGAGAAGAGGAAUUGCUGGAUCUUAUGAUCUGGACAGAGCCCUGCUGGCUGGCCUCUGCUGUCAGGAACCAUGGCAGAGGCCGGGGAUAUAGCACUGUCGGUGGCCGAGUGGCUUCAGGCAUUGCACCUGGAGCAGUACACCGGGCUCUUUGAGCAGCAUGGACUGGUCCGGGCCACAGAGUGCCAAGGCCUCAGCGAUGCCCGCCUGGUGGACAUGGGCGUGCUACUCCCUGGCCACCGACGCCGCAUCCUGGCUGGCCUGCUUCGUGCCCAUGCGCCCCCGGCCCCCGCACCCCGCCCCACCCCACGGCCCGUGCCCAUGAAGCGUCAUGUCUUCCGCUCACCGCCUGUGCCCACCACUCCACCUGAGCCACUGCCCGUGGCUAGAGAGGAUGAGGGGUUACCCACUGCCCCACCCAUCCCACCCCGGAGGAGCUGCCUUCCACCUGCCUGCUUCUUCACCUUGUCCACGGCUGCCUCAGACGCUGUGCUGCCCCCACUGCCUGCUAAGCGGCAUUUGGCAGAGCUAAGUGUUCCACCUGUGCCCCCUCGCACUGGGCCCCCCCGUUUGCUGGUGAGCCUUCCCUCCAAGGAAGAGGAGUUACUGUCACUACCACUGUCAUCCUCUCCCCAACCAGAGCCUGAAGAGCCCCCAGCUACCUUCCCUGUGGGGCCUCCCUAUCCCCUGUCUCCCAGUCCCCCAGAGAUCCCCCCGAAGCCACUUCGCCUGCACCCAGAGUUCGAUGACUCUGACUACGAUGAGGCCCCAGAAGAGGGGCGGGGAGCCCCAGCUGGCGUGAUGACCAAGAAGGAGAAGCCCCCAGUGAGCCAAGUCCCACGUGCCGUGCGUGUGGCCAGUCUGCUGAGUGAGGAGGAAGAACUGUUGGACAACCAAGAGGAUGAAGAUGAGGAUGACCAUGCCUAUGAGGGUGUCCCCAAUGGUGGAUGGCACACCACUAGCCUGAGCUCAUCCUUGCCCAGCAGCCUCCUGAUCCCCCAGCUCCAACCCCACCCCAUGGAUGGACUGCCAGGGGGUCCCACCCCCAUCACACCCGUCAUCAAGGCUGGCUGGCUGGAUAAGAACCCACCGCAGGGAUCUUAUAUCUAUCAGAAGCGUUGGGUGAGACUGGAUGCCAAUUACCUGCGAUACUUUGAUAGUAACAAGGAUGCCUACUCUAAACGCUUUAUCUCUGUGGCCUGUAUCUCUCGUGUGGCUGCCAUUGGGGACCAGAAGUUUGAAGUGAUCACUAACAACCGGACCUUUGCCUUCCGGGCAGAGAGUGAUGUGGAGCGGAAGGAGUGGAUGCAGGCCCUACAGCAGGCAGUGGCUGAGCAGCGUGCCCGUGCCCAGCUGUCUGGUGCUUCUCUGUUGGGUAUUCGAGACUCAGAGCCACCUGACCGUGCUGGCAGCCUAGAGCUACGAGGCUUCAAGAAUAAACUGUAUGUGGCUGUAGUCGGGGACAAAGUGCAGCUUUACAAGAAUCUGGAGGAGUACCAUUUGGGCAUCGGAAUCACCUUCAUUGACAUGAGUGUGGGCAACGUGAAGGAGGCGGACCGGCGCAGCUUCGAUCUCACCACCCCCUACCGCCUCUUCAGCUUCUUAGCCGAAUCGGAGCUAGAGAAGGAGCAGUGGCUAGAGGCCAUGCAGGGAGCCAUUGCUGAGGCCCUGUCUACCUCGGAGGUGGCUGAGCGCAUCUGGGCUGUGGCCCCCAACAGAUUCUGUGCUGACUGCGGGGCUGCCCAGCCUGACUGGGCCUCCAUCAACCUCUGCGUUGUCAUCUGCAAGCGCUGUGCAGGGGAGCACCGUGGCAUGGGUGCUGGUGUCUCCAAGGUGCGGAGCCUGAAGAUGGACAAGAAGGUGUGGACGGAAACACUCAUUGAGCUCUUCUUACAGCUAGGCAAUGGUGCCGGGAACCGCUUCUGGGCAGCCAGUGUGCCCCCCAGUGAAGCCCUGCAGCCCAGCAGCAGCCCUGGCACCCGGCGGCGCCACCUGGAGGCCAAAUACCUCGAGGGCAAGUACCGCCGCUACCACCCACUCUUUGGCAACCAGGAAGAACUGGACAAGGCCCUGUGUGCCGCAGUCACCACCACAGACCUGGCUGAGACCCAGGCGCUCCUGGGCUGUGGCGCUGGGGUCAACUGCUUCUCAGGGGACCCUGAGGCCCCCACACCUCUAGCUCUUGCCGAGCAGGCAGGGCAGGCACUGCAGAUGGAAUUCCUUCGGAACAACCGGACCACGGAGGUAUCUCGGCUGGAUUUGAUGAAGCCCCUGGAAAAGCACUACUCAAUUGUCCUGCCAACUGUGAGCCACAGCGGCUUCCUCUAUAAGACCGCUUCCGCCAGCAAGCCACUGCAGGACCGCCGUGCCCGGGAAGAGUUCAGCCGACGCUGGUGUGUCCUUAGUGACGGGGUCUUGAGCUACUAUGAGAAUGAGCGGGCAGUGACCCCCAACGGGGAGAUUCGGGCCAGCGAGAUUGUGUGCCUGGCAGUGCCCCUUCCUGACACCCACGGCUUUGAGCACACCUUUGAGGUGUACACGGAGGGAGAGCGACUAUACCUGUUUGGGCUGGAGAGUGCGGAGCUGGCUCAUGAGUGGGUCAAGUGCAUUGCUAAGGCAUUUGUGCCUCCCCUGGCUGAGGAACUGCUGGCCCGGGAUUUUGAUCGCCUUGGGCGCCUACCCUACAAAGCUGGCCUGAGCCUACAGCGGGCCCAGGAGGGCUGGUUCUCCCUCACUGGUUCUGAGCUCCGUGCCAUCUUCCCAGAGGGGGCCUGCGAGGAGCCAUUGCAUCUGCGGAAACUGCAAGAGCUUUCCGUCCAAGGAGACAACGAGAACCAGGUGCUGGUGCUGGUGGAGCGAAGGAGGACGCUGUAUAUCCAGGGAGAGCGGCGGCUGGACUUUGCGGGCUGGCUGGGGGCCAUCCAGAAAGCAGCGGCAAGCUCAGGGGACACGCUAUCAGAGCAGCAGCUGGGUGACUCGGACAUCCCAGUGAUUGUGUACCGCUGUGUGGACUACAUCACGCAGUGCGGCCUGACUUCAGAGGGCAUCUACCGCAAGUGUGGGCAGACAUCAAAGACACAGCGGCUGCUAGAGAGCCUGAGGCAGGAUGCUCGCUCUGUGCGCCUCAAGGAGGGUGAGCAGCAUGUGGACGACGUUUCCUCGGCGCUCAAACGCUUCCUGCGAGACCUGCCAGACGGGCUCUUCACUCAAGCCCAGCGCCUUGCCUGGCUAGAGGCCUCAGAGAUUGAGGAUGAGGAAGAGAAGGUCUCCAGGUAUCGAGAGCUCCUGGCACAUCUGCCCCCAGUCAACCGGGCCACGGUGAAGGCCCUUAUCAGCCACCUGUACUGCGUCCAGUGCUUCUCAGACACGAACCAGAUGAACACGCACAACCUGGCCAUUGUGUUUGGGCCUACACUCUUCCAGACAGAUGGACAGGACUAUAAGGCUGGCCAUGUGGUGGAAGACCUCAUCAGCCACUAUGUGGUGGUGUUUAGUGUGGACGAAGAGGAGCUGAGGAAGCAGCGGGAGGAGAUCACUGCCAUUGUAAAGAUGCGUGUGGCUGGCACUGCCAGUGGGACCCAGCAUGCUGGUGACUUCAUCUGCACCGUAUAUCUGGAAGAGAAGAAGGCAGAGGCUGAGCAGCAUAUCAAGAUCCCAGCGUCUAUGACAGCUGAAGAGCUCACCCUAGAGAUCCUGGAUCGCAGGAAUGUGGGCAUCAGGGAGAAAGACUAUUGGACCUGCUUUGAAGUCAAUGAGAGGGAGGAGAUAGAGCGUCCCCUGCACUUUGCGGAGAAGGUGCUGCCCAUCCUGCAUGGACUAGGCACAGACAGCUACCUGGUGGUGAAGAAGCACCAGUCCAUGGAGGCUAUGCUGCUGUACCUGGCCAGCCAUGUAGGCGACACCAAACAUGGCAUGAUGAAGUUCCGCGAGGACCGCAGCCUCCUGGGCCUGGGCCUACCCUCAGGUGGCUUCCACGAUCGCUAUUUCAUACUCAAUAGCAGCUGCCUGCGGCUCUACAAGGAGAUCCGGAGCCAGAGGCCGUGGAGCGGGGCCCCUGAGACCGUGAGUAGUUGUGAGCCACCUGCCAGCUGCCUUACACCACCUGGGGAUAAGCGAGCCUGGUGGGAGCAUGGGGACACAGCCGAGCUCCUGACCAUCUCCAGGCAUGGUUCCCUGCCCCCUUGCCACUAGGAUCCUGCCCUUUAUUCCCACACCUGUCCCAGAGUCCUUUCCCCAAGAUAGAGUCCCACAUCAGUACGAUGCUCUAGAAUUUUCCAAAGAACUCAGCGUAGAAGCUGUAGAACCAGUAAUGAAGGCCUCUAGGUUUGAAUUAGAGCUCUGAGCCUCAUCUCCUGUCACCUCUCUUUUCAAACCUGGAGAGAGUUCCAGGGCUAUCAGAAUCUCCUUGCUACUGUCCUGUUCCUAAAGUGCCAGGGUAAAGCUACAGAGGCUACAGAAGCUUGGCACAUUCUUGACCUGCAGUAGGGAUUCCUUGUCCGCCUCCCAGGCCAGUUGCCAGCCCUUGUUUGCACACCCUUGGGAGAGGGGGGCUCAUCCACUCCUUCCUCAAGGCUGCCCUAGCCCUCGAAGUGUGCUUCUGACAGAUUCAGCUGAGAAUCUGCCUCUUGUGACACCCCUGUCUAGCUGCGUCUUGGGGACCAUAGAGCAUAGAUGCCCUGCAGAGACAGGCAACAGAAACGUGUUCUCAAGCCCAGGGGACUAGCCUAAUUUUUCACAGCCACCCCCACCAGUGUCGACAAGCCUAGCUGCCAAGGAGGGAGCAGAGCAGAUAGAGCAGGAUCCUCAUCUCCCUUUCUUUGCACAUUAUACCUCUAUUAAUGCUGCCUGGGCUCUUGAUGACCCUUGUGAGGAAUCCCGCCUCUUCUAUUCUUUGCCUUCUUCUAUGAUCACAUCCUUAUUUCUGGGCCUGUCCACUCCUCCAGUCAGUCCCCCUGGGUUCUGGGGUGUUAUUUCCCUGGCCUCCUCCCUUUGGGGGCACUUAGCCUCUUGUAGCAAACCAAGCCCAGAUGACUAAAGCACCUGGAAAAGCAGUGGCUGAUCCCUUGGCAUGCAGAGGAGAAAGGCAGGAGAGCUAGAAAAAGGAAAGGUGUAAUGUUUGGUGAAGAGGCUUGGUGAACCACCCUUCUCAUACUGGGACAUGUAAUCUCACUACUGUCCCAGGAGGAGGGGUAUUAUUCCCAUUUCACAGGUGAGAAAGCAGGCUAUGAGUGACUUGCCUAAGGCCAUCUCUAGAUGGUAAUCUGGGAUUCAAACCCAGAUUUGUUAGCAUCAAAGCUCAAGCUUUUUAUUCCUUGAAGUAGAGAAAUCAAAGACUCCACAGCGAGGGAUUGAUCAGUGCAGGGGUAAGUGGUGCUCUCCAUGGUGGCGGCUGGCACCUCUACCUGACAGAAGCUCUGGGAAGGUGUGUUUUGGCUACUGAGGUGUUGGUUAUUUUGGUAUUUGUCAGUUUAUGGAGCAACAGGAAAUUGGGACAAUCCCUGGCAUGCAGGAUAUAUAAACAGCCAAGCCUUGUCUUGGGGGUCUCUGCAUUGUUAAAAACCCUGAGGCACCUGGGAAACGCACAGUCUGGGAAGAUCUUGGUUCCAGCAGAGGUCUUUGAGCAUCAAGGGGUGAACUUGCCUCUCUGCCAGUGACCUCAUACCUCAGAGAUACUGGAAACAUGAGCUGUUUGAUUAGAAAUGAAGUCCUUGGGGACCAAAGAAGAUUACAUUAACUGACACCCCCCUCCUUCCAAACCUUCCUAUCUCAGCCAAGCUCAUGUCACGCACAUGCCACGCACACGAGAACUUGAGGAAGCAGAGGCUGAGGGUUUUUUCAUAUUCUCAAGGAGCCACUGCCUGAGUUGAAUUCCUCAGUUCCCGCAAUUCUCUCCACACCCUGACUGGAACCAUCAUUCCUGUCACACCCAUGGGUCUAUACAAUAUUGUAUUAGUUUCAGGUGUACACCACAGUUAUUCAACAUUUAUAUACCUAAAGAAGUGAUCACCAUGAUCAGUUCAGCAACCAUCUGACACCAUACAAUGCUCUCACAAUAUUAUUGACUGUAUUCCCUGUGCUGUACCCCACAUCCCCAUGACUUAUUUAUUUUAUACCUGUAAUUUUGAACCUCCUAACCUCCUAUUCCUCUUUACCUUCCCCCCGCUUUUGAUUUUUCAAUUACAGUUGACAUUUGAUAUUAUUUUAUAUCAGUUUCAGGUGUACAGCAUAGUGGUUAGACAUUUAUAUAAAUUACAAAGUAAUCCCUCUGAUUAGUCUAGUAUCCAUCUGGCACUGUACAUCUUUCACUAUUGAUUGACACUACUCCUUGCUUCUAAUUCUCUUCCCCUUGCACGCAUAGCCCAACUUCUUGCAAGCCUGCUUUCCAUUCUCUCAGCCUGAUGCUUUCUGUACCUGCAGCCCAGUUUCCCCCACAUCUUUUCUUAUUUACUGCCUGGAGCCUGGUAUUUCCCAUGGCUGCAGCCUAAUUUUAUUUUACAGCCUGUCUUUCUGUUCUCGCUAUCUUGUUUCUUUCAACUUGCAGUCUGAUUUCUGUAAUGCUCUUAGCCUUGCUUCUUCCCUGCUUGCAUGUAGGUUUCUUCCUUGUCAUAUUCUCCCCACACCUUGUUUCUUGCAUUUCCACAGCCUAAUUUCCCUUCCUACUGCCCAGUUUCCUCUCUGCCUAUAGCUUGGAUCAUCCUGUGCCUAUAGCCUAGUUUGUCCCAGGCCCUCUUGGGCACAAAAUCUUUGUCAGGUCAGGUGCUAUGUGUAGGAGACAUAGGGCUUCCCCAUCAGGGCCUUGGCCAUUAGAGGGGAUUAGGGUGGAAGCAGGAUCAAGCCCUUCUUGAGCCACCCCUGUGAUAGCACUGAAGUCUCCACUAACCCCUGAGUAGCCCAUCCUUUUGCUACCUCACAGGGAGUCUGCCAGUUCCUAAAACUCUCCACUUCCCCUGGCCAUCCCCUACUCCCCUCUUUUUGUUCUUGCUGAGGAGCCAUGCCUGGGGGUGCCUAGGAGCAAUGGUGGGGAACAGGGUGGAAGUGGCUCAAGCUUUGACCUCCAGAUUUGGUUGUAAGUGAGUCUCAUUCCCCUACCAACCACCUGGCACCCCUGCUGGCUCCAGAGGUGCCUGGUGGGGCAGGGCUUCUAGCAAAUGGCUCCCAGAGCAGGAGGAAGGCUCAUUAGCUUGAUCUCCAACCAACCUCUUCCUUGGGGGUCAUUGCUCCCAUCCUCCUGCCUCUGAGCCAGCCUGCUCCUUCCUAGCCCAGACCCAUAUGCAGAAGUGGGGGCCAGAGGUGAGCAUGUCACUGAUCUGGUGCCCCUCCCCAGUACAUCGGUCUCUUGCUUCCUGACCUAGACCACUGGGAAGUUCUUCCUUUGGUCUACCAAACAGCUGUUCUGCUUCAGCUUGAGUCAUUAGCCUUCCCCUUAUGGAACCAAAGAGCUAGUAACUGCUAACCCCACAGCCUUUUGUUCACACGGUCAACCCUGGAGCCUCCAUGGGGUGGAAGGGGCUGAGAGAGAAAUAACCUGAGACAAACAGAUAACAAGCAGCCAGCUGAUCACACAGCUGAUCUCAGAUCACACACACUUAUUCAUUUUGAUGCCAAAGGGUGAGGUACAGACUUCUCCCUCCAGAUAGUCUGGUUCAACCGAUGCUACUAGUCAAUUCUCCAAUUUACAGGAUAGCAGGGAGUGCUGGGACUCACUGCUCUGGAUGUCACACUGGAAUGGCUGCCCCUGGGACUGAGGGUUGACUGUCUGAUGCUGCUGCAAAAAGAGAGGCCUGGGGGGCUUAGUUGGGCAUGGAUUGUAAACAGGGAGGGCUUUGUCAGGAAGGCUUCCUAGAGGAGGUUCCCUGUGCUGGGAUGCAAGCGGGAAUGGGCGAGGGAGGAGGGAGGUACCCAGUUGGGAUAAGUGCCCCAGG